AUGUCUACCGUCGACCCCCGCGUGGCCGCUGUGCUAGAUCACACCAAACAACACGAAGACUCGGACGACGAAGAUGCCCUCAUCGCCGAACUCGAAGAAGACGAGGGCUCCCUGGCUGCCUUCCGUGAACAGCGCUUGCAGCAACUGCACGGCGAACUGGCCCGCGCAAAGGCCCAGCGCAACUCCGACUACGGUACAUACACCGAGAUCAAGGAAGAGAAGCAGCUCAUGGACAUCACCACCUCUGCAAAGUUGUGCGUCGUCCACUUUAUGAAGCCCGACUUCAACCGCUGCAGAAUCAUGGACCAGAAACUUGCCGCAUUGGCACCUAAACACUUCGAUACCCGCUUCCUCAGCAUCAACGUCGAAAAUGCCCCUUUCCUUGUCGUAAAGCUCAAAAUCCAGGUCUUGCCUUGCGUUCUCAACUUCAUCAACGGCGUCAGCAGCGACAGAAUCGUUGGCUUCGAAGGCAUUGGUUACAAGCCCGACUCGUUCACAUUGCAGGAGCUCGAAGCUCGUCUGCUGUACGCAAAUGUGCUACUCAGAAGCAAGAUGGUGGAUGAGGAUGAACAUGCCAUGAGAUCUGGUGCUUUACGCUCAGCGAAGGUCACCGAAGACUACGACGAUGACGAGUGGGAUUGA
Aureobasidium namibiae CBS 147.97 is the source of this 642-nucleotide messenger RNA. RefSeq names its product thioredoxin-like protein. Gene Ontology annotation, cellular component: cytoplasm. The coding region runs from base 1 to 642 and encodes 213 amino acids. The record is from RefSeq and is a predicted model, not a curated record. Lineage: Eukaryota; Fungi; Ascomycota; Dothideomycetes; Dothideales; Saccotheciaceae. The transcript has 2 exons.